Chenopodium quinoa (quinoa) is the source of this 816-nucleotide messenger RNA. RefSeq lists its product as uncharacterized. NCBI's taxonomy places the organism in Eukaryota, Viridiplantae, Streptophyta, Magnoliopsida, Caryophyllales, Amaranthaceae. The record is from RefSeq and is a predicted model, not a curated record. Bases 1 to 816 code for a protein of 271 amino acids. The transcript has a single exon.
AUGGAAGUGUUUGAACGAGUGUUUUGGGCCUUCGGUCCUUGUAUUGACGGCUUUAAACAUUGUAUGCCUGUUAUCUGUAUCGAUGGAACGCACUUGUACGGGAAGUAUAAAGGAACACUGUUGGUUGCUACUAGUGUUAAUGCAAGCUUUCAGGUAUUUCCUCUAGCAUUUGCGGUGGUUGAAGGGGAAAACACAUCCAGCUGGUCUUGGUUCCUGGGCUGUAUUCGGGAUCGUGUCACGCAACGGGAUGGCCUUUGUGUUAUAUCUGAUCGACAUCCUGGGAUCAUUGCAGCAAUAAAUGAUCCUAAUGUAGGAUUCACCGAGCCGCGAGCCUAUCACAGGUUUUGUGUCCGCCACAUAGCUUCUAACUUGAACACUCACGUGCGAAGUAACGACAUGAGAGAUAUGUUCAAGGCUGCGGCGUACCAAAGGCAGGAAAGAAAACUUCAAGUUGAUCUGUGUUUCAUUGGUGAGGCAUGUACGAAGGCCAUGGAGUACAUUGCUCAAGUCCUAUUCACUAUGUGGUCUCUCUUUCACGACAACGGUCGCAGAUAUGGGAUAUGUACUACAAACUUCUCUAAAACAUUUAAUAACGUGUUGAAGGGAGCUCGGUUUCUACCGAUCAUGUCCCUUGUCGAGUUAACCUUCCAUAGAGUUAACAAGUAUUUCACUUUGAGAAGAGAGUCUUCCGAGGCUAGGUCUGAUCAGGGACUUCCAUACCCCACAAAGGUCACUGCGAUCCUGGAGAAAAACACCGCAAAAGCCAGAUAUCAUAGAGUGGAUGCGUAUAUCGUCGUUUGCAUAUUUACCAAGUGA